Messenger RNA from Elephantulus edwardii (Cape elephant shrew), 1302 nucleotides. It is a transcript of the gene NIM1K, whose product is annotated as NIM1 serine/threonine protein kinase. Gene Ontology annotation, cellular component: cytoplasm. Gene Ontology annotation, biological process: intracellular signal transduction; protein phosphorylation; microtubule cytoskeleton organization. Bases 1 to 1302 code for a protein of 433 amino acids. The record is from RefSeq and is a predicted model, not a curated record. Lineage: Eukaryota; Metazoa; Chordata; Mammalia; Macroscelidea; Macroscelididae. Gene Ontology annotation, molecular function: protein serine/threonine kinase activity; ATP binding; tau-protein kinase activity. The transcript is spliced from 3 exons.
AUGACUGCCGUGUACGCCAAUGGGGGCAGCCUGCUGAACGCGCACUGCGCCAGGUGGGACCGGCGCGACAGCGUGGAGAGCCGCUGUCACACCAGAGAAGAGGACGAGGGCCAGCCCUGCCAGCUGACACCGUUCGAGAAGCUGACGCAGGACAUGUCCCACGAUGAGAAGGUGGUCAGAGAGAUCACCCUGGGCAAACGGGUCGGCUUCUACCGCAUCCGAGGGGAAAUUGGAAGCGGAAACUUCUCCCAAGUAAAGCUGGGAAUCCACUCCCUAACCAAAGAAAAGGUGGCCAUUAAGAUCCUGGACAAGACCAAGUUAGACCAGAAAACGCAAAGGCUGCUGUCCCGAGAAAUCUCCAGCAUGGAGAAACUGCACCAUCCCAACAUCAUCCGCCUGUACGAAGUUGUGGAGACCCUUUCCAAGUUGCACUUAGUGAUGGAGUAUGCAGGGGGCGGGGAGCUCUUUGGGAAAAUUAGCACCGAAGGGAAGCUCUCGGAAGCAGAAAGCAAGCUCAUCUUUUCCCAGAUCGUGUCUGCCGUGAAGCACAUGCACGACAACCAGAUUAUCCACCGAGACCUCAAGGCAGAGAACGUCUUCUACACGAGCAACACCUGCGUGAAGGUGGGCGACUUUGGCUUCAGCACCGUCAGUAGAAAAGGCGAGAUGCUGACCACUUUCUGCGGGUCACCCCCUUACGCCGCCCCCGAGCUGUUCCGGGACGAGCACUACGUGGGCGUUUAUGUGGACAUCUGGGCCUUGGGGGUGCUGCUGUACUUCAUGGUGACCGGCACCAUGCCUUUCCGGGCAGAGACCGUGGCCAAGCUGAAGAAGAGCGUGCUGGAGGGCACGUACAGUGUGCCCGCGUUCGUGUCCGCGCCCUGCCACCGGCUCAUCCGGGGCGUCCUCCAGCCCGUGCCCGGGGACAGGUACGGCAUCGACCACAUCAUCAGCGACGAGUGGAUGCGAGGGGUGCCCUGCCCCAUCCCUCUGGAGCCCUUCCAGCUGGACCCAAGACACCUGUCAGAAACCGGCAUCCUCAGAGACGAGGAGAGCGAGGUGAAAAGCACGUUGGAACGUCUGGGCAUCACAGAAGAGCAUAUUCGGAGUAACCCAGGCGGGGACGCCCGCAGCUCCAUCACGGGCGUCUACCGGAUCGUUCUCCAUCGAGUCCACAGGAGAAAGGCCGUGGAAAGCGCCCCACUCAUGAUUCUGCCGGACCCUAAAGAAAGGGACCUCAAGAAAGGGUCCCGUGUCUACAGAGGAAUAAGACACACAUCCAAAUUCUGUUCAAUUUUAUAA